Brassica napus (rape) is the source of this 2833-nucleotide messenger RNA. RefSeq lists its product as uncharacterized. The transcript is spliced from 11 exons. The record is from RefSeq and is a predicted model, not a curated record. Gene Ontology annotation, cellular component: nucleus. The coding region runs from base 365 to 1789 and encodes 474 amino acids. Gene Ontology annotation, biological process: regulation of DNA-templated transcription. NCBI's taxonomy places the organism in Eukaryota, Viridiplantae, Streptophyta, Magnoliopsida, Brassicales, Brassicaceae.
UAAAUAUUUGUCAAUUGAAAAAAAAAACAAAAAUAAACCCGCGCUUUGAAAGCGCGGGUCAAAAUCUAGUAUCUUUCUUAAAGAGAGGUCACCUAGUGAGAUUUAGUAGAUUGACUAAUUUUACCAACAUAUAUAAGCCUUCUAGAUUGGUCAACUUAAAAAUUGAAUUACAUCCUAACCCGCCAUUACUAGCCUUCCAUAAAGUUUUUGGUAGUGACGGAAAAGGUAAGAAAUCUACAGAUUUCGGAUUCACAUUAUCUGAAAUCAAGCCACAUAAACGAAGAUUUAACAUCUGUCUUCGUUUUGUUUUUCUUAUCGGAUUUACCUUUUUAUUUUGGGUUUGGGUGUGUGUUUUGUCGAGAGUAUGGGCGACGAAAUCAUGAACAAUAUCUCUGAAACAAUGAUCGAAGAUCAAACCCAGAUUAGGGAAUCGUCGUAUUGCCACCAGUGUCAUAAAAAGAGAUCGGAUAUUGUCGGAAAUUGUGUGACAAAGAGGCCAAACACGACAUGUAUGGUGAAGUAUUGUCGUAGUUGCCUAUGGAACAGGUACAAAGAGAUCCCAGAGGAUGUUGCAUCGAAAGAAGACUGGCUUUGUUACAGAUGCAGGGGAAUUUGCGAUUGUAGUAAAUGCCUAAAGGAACAAGGUAAGAAGCCGACUGGGUUUCUUAGAGAAAAUGGUUCCAGCUCCAAUGCCAUUAAAAAUCCCAAAAAUGCCAAACGCCAGCUGAAGUUGAAUGAUUCAAGUGAAGGCUACAACGAGGAGAAUCCUGCAGCCGGAAAAAGAACAAAACCCAUUCUCAAGAAGAAAGAAAAGUCUCAGCUUGAGGAGGUUAAGCUACCUCAGGGCAUCGAGUCAAUCACUGUCUUCGGCAUUGACUUGCCCUCUGAAAAUGCUGGAAGAGUUCUUCAGUUUUUGGAGUUCUGUUCGAAAUUUGGAAAGGCUCUUGGCUUAAGAGGAGGGGAACCUCAACUUGUUGUGAGUGAGAUUGUGUCCGGAAGAAACACAAGGAGCCAAGAGCAUUCCACCCUCACCCAAAUGAUAAUCCAAUUAUUGACUCUUAUAUUGGUAGACACAGGAGACAAAUCAGUUGGCCUGAGUGCAUCAGAUGAUAGGUGGUUCAAUGUUCUUGGAGACUGUCUUGCCCAAUCCGAAGUUAAGCUUGAUGACUUCCCUCCUCAGAUGUUUCAAAAAGGCAUUUCUGAGUAUGAGGAGAUGGGUUCAUCGCAAAGGCUGAAACUUUUGAAUUUCUUGUGCGAUGAAACGCUUAGCACAACGGUGCUGAGGGAUUGCUUUGCUAAUCCUGAAUCUGUUGAAAAGAAAAAGGAAGCAAAAGAAAAGUUGAAUGCAGCAAAAGCUAACGAGCAAAAACUAUAUCAGAAGUUAGAAGAUGAGUUAUCCAAAGCUCAAGCAGAGAAUAAUGGGGUUGAGUUGACAAUUAAACAACGGCUUGCAAUUGUAUCACAAAUGGAAGCUGAAUCUGAACUAGUCUUUGCCGGAAUGCAAAACGCGUUAAAAAUGCAAAAAGUUCAAGAAUAUGAUGAUGUUCUUAGAACCAGCCCGGUCGAAUUGGAUGACAGUGGUCUUACUCUCUGGAAAUUGAAGUCGUACAACAAAGAACCAAACAUUUUACUUCAAGAUUUAGGAAGCUGGAGUGACGUAUGUCCUCAUGAAAGGUGGUUUGCGUUUAGCCCUGAGCAAAAACCACAAGUAGAGAAGUAUAUUGCUUGCAAAAAGAAAGAAAGGCUUCUCAAAAAUUGGAAGGGAAAUACUGCUCUCGAGUCUUCGUGAUAAUUUAUCUUGUUCUGCAAGCACAUAAUAUAAAAAUGAUUAUGAUAAGCAGAAGUAAAAAGGCUGACUCAUUUGGAUAUGAUUUGUUGUUUUAUUUACAUUUCUGAACACCCAAAAAACUCGGUUUCGUAAUUUCUUUUUAUCUUAAAAAACAUUCAGACUUUUUUCAUAUGAGACUAUUCGACGUGAGACAAUUGGUCGUUGGGAAUUGUUGUAAGAUUUAUAUUCUGUAACAUUUCUGAAUGUCCGAAAGUGAAUAGAUUCUAUAAUACUUACAUUAGUAAUUUUGGAUUAGUAUCAUUUAAUUUUUUUUGGGUUCGUGUUAUGGAAAUUGAAACAUGCUUGUUGUUGGGAAAAAUAUGAAUUUACCAUGGCGCACCAGAAUAAAUAUUUCCAGCACUUGUAUGAAUUUUUAAGAAAAACACUUAAACAAUGGCAGAAUAUAAUAUACGCAAUAAAGUAAAGGAUGUGGAGAACCUUCUCAAUGUAAAAAGGAAAAAGUUUUUCCUUUUUGUAUAAAUGGUUAUAAAUACAAUCACGUCCUCUUUAUUCCACACGAACAGAUCAAAGAACCGUACAAAAUGAAAUCUCGAACAAAAGAAACAAAAACAACAAGAAAGCAAUACAAGAGUUCAAAAACUACCUCAGUUCACUAGGAUUCCAGAAAUCAUAGACUAAUCCCACCAUACAAUCUAAGAUGAACAAGUCAACAACAUCUUUGCCAAAUUUCAGCUCAGUUAUCAUAUUUAUUUCAACAAUUUUUUUAAAAAAUUUAACUUUAGUUUUAACUUAUAUUAGUAUUUGUAUUAUGAGAAAUAUAUUAGAGAAAUUUUAUCACUGCGGAUGCUCUAAGGUGUGAAAAGUUACAUGAACUGAAAGAACCGAGCUAAACUCAGUUAGAAGAUAUAUUUAUAUUUAAAACUAUUAACUAUAUUUUAAUUUAAAUAACUAAUAUCUUAGAUACAAUUUAUAAAUACAAUAUUUGUAUCUGAUAAUAUAAUACAAUUGAUAAAUAGACUGCAGUUUAUAAAUAGAAAAAAAUAA